Nematostella vectensis (starlet sea anemone) is the source of this 3027-nucleotide messenger RNA. Its product is annotated as solute carrier organic anion transporter family member 4A1. Gene Ontology annotation, cellular component: membrane. NCBI's taxonomy places the organism in Eukaryota, Metazoa, Cnidaria, Anthozoa, Actiniaria, Edwardsiidae. The record is from RefSeq and is a predicted model, not a curated record. The coding region runs from base 232 to 2115 and encodes 627 amino acids. Gene Ontology annotation, biological process: transmembrane transport. The transcript has 10 exons. Gene Ontology annotation, molecular function: transmembrane transporter activity; protein binding.
CCAUAACUCGCCCAUGUCCAGAUGAGCGCCAAAGUUUUCUCUUUUACGGAUGCGGAGCGUGACUUCCAGCUUUCACGUUUUCUUUGCAUGUGCAAAUUUGGCGUGGAGAUACCUCUACUCUUUACUCCAAUUUAAAAGAAAGAAACUAAUAAUCGGAAAGUGAUAAAUGAUACCUCAUCAUCAUGAAUGCACAUCAUCAAAACAAGGUCAGCUAUUUGAACCCGAAGAGCCAUGAAAAGCGAGCGAGACCAUUCCACAUUAGCUGCAACUCACUCUGUGUUCGGUUGGUGGAAAUUAAAACCAAGAUGUCUACAGUUCAUGAACUCUCCAAAGUGGUUCCUGUUCUUUCUUGUUAUGUAUUUUUUCACGCAGAGCAUCGUUGUAAACGGUGUUUAUUCGGUGUCGAUCUCGACUAUCGAGAAGCGUUAUGGUUACACAAGCUCUCGCACGGGGUUCCUUACAAGCUCAUAUGACGUCGCCGCUCUCGUGCUAACGCCACUUGUCAGUUUCCUUGGCGCCAGACGAAAGAAACCUGUCUGGUGUGGGGUAGGACUGCUGACCAUGGGGAUUGGCAUGCUCAUCUUCUUCCUGCCGCACGUCUUUGGCGGGAGAUAUGAGGCGGGCGGAUCACAACUUGUUCGUUCGACUGGUCUUUGCAACUCAACUUCCGGUUCUUUGAAUACUUGUGAAUCUACUUCCGGUAACAAGGGGUACUUUCCACUGUUCGUUCUUGGGAUGCUGGUCAUGGGUUCAGGUGCCACGCCCAUGAUUGCUCUCGGAAUUCCUUAUAUGGACGAAAACGUCAAAGCUAAAGUAUCCCCCAUGUACGUCGGUAUCUUCUACUCCUCUGGUAUUUUCGGUGCCUUCAUCGGGUAUAUCCUCGCAGGGGUCUUUCUAGCAAUGUACGUGGACAUUGGUGUCCAGACCCCCUUGAACCCCAAAGACGAGCGCUGGGUUGGGGCCUGGUGGCCAGGAUUUGUUGUGUGUGGCACAUUAUGCAUACUUUGGAGUUUUUGGCUUUUUGGCUUCCCUAGUCGCAUUACAAGAAAUGGAGGAGACAUUCCGGAUAAGGAAAUGGAGCUGACGAAGAAACAGGACAAACAGUGGUUGGCCAAAGAAGUAUUACAUCUGCCUCAAUCCACAAAGCGGCUUCUACUUAACAUCCCUUACACCAGCACCUCAAUCGCAGGGUGUGCCGAGUGGCUAGUCCUCUCGGGGUUCGCAGCCUUCGCGCCAAAGUUCCUGCAGUCCCAGUUUGGGAUCCCUGCGGCUCAAAUAGGCUUCCUCUAUGGAGUCAUAACUGUCCCGGCAUGCCUGUGUGGAAGCCUCUUGGGGUCUUAUAUCAACAAAAGGCUUCGUCUAAGUAUGACUGGGGCGGCCAAGAUGUGCCUUAUUGUAGCGUCUGCCUCUGCGGUUGUUACCCUGCCCUUGCUGUCUAGUUGCGCUACUGUCUCUAUGGCUGGUGUGAACACUCCCUAUUCCAACAGUUCCAGCACGCUGUCGUUAGAAAACACCUGCAAUUCCGACUGCGCAUGCGUCACAGUGCCUUACAGUCCCGUAUGUAACGCUGGCAUGACGUAUUACUCAUCUUGUCACGCAGGUUGCCUCGACAGGAAUGCUAACAAGUCUUUCUCCAGUUGCUCCUGUCUGGCCACGCCUAACGCCCUCAUGUUACCAGGGCGGUGCAUGACUUUCUGUGGUAACACAUUUUGGCUCCUACUGGCGACUGUAUUUAUGUUUGGAUUCUUAACAUUCCUCAACGAGACGCCGGCUACCAUAGUAACGCUAAGAUGUUUAUCGUUGGACGAGCGCACGUAUGGUGUUGGUUUCCAGAUGACGAUGGCGAGACUGCUCGGAUCGAUACCUGGUCCUAUUUUGUUUGGGAGCCUAUUUGAUUUAGCCUGUAUUUUAUGGGAUAAAAGGUGUGACGGUCAGGGCAACUGUCUGGAGUACAACAACACUCAACUCGCCUACACCGUGUUUGGACUGUGCUUCGUCUGCAAACUAGUGGUCAUAAUGGGCUUCUUGGUGUCGUAUCUCUCCUGCCGUAGAAUAAAUAAAUCGACGCGGCUUCGUCAGGACGAUAAAGCACAAAAACAGACAACUCAUCUAUGAGAAAACGGCGGCCCGUAGAAUUGAUUUGUGGUGGGGGUAGGGAUAAGGGAUAAGCUUCUAUGCUGUGGUCAAUGGAAGCCGCGUUUCUACCUAGCUGCUAAGUGCACUUGCCUUUGCUUGAGGCGUCAAGAACAUUUUUAGGUUUUAUUUUUAUUACCCUCGUCUCCCCACCUCACGGGCCUGAUUUUCUAUGAAACCAACGGUGUUCCAUUCGAGUCGUAGUAUUUUUUGAAUAAAGGGUCUGAUUUUCUAUAAAAGCAACGGUGUUCCAUUCAAGUCGCAGUAUUGUUUGAAUAAAGGGUCUGAUUUUCUAUAAAACCAACGGUGUUCCAUUCGAGUCGUAGUAUUGUUUGAAUAAAGGGUCUGAUUUUCUAUAAAACCAACGGUGUUCCAUUCAAGUCGCAGUAUUGUUUGAAUAAAGGGUCUGAUUUUCUAUGAAACCAACGGUGUUCCAUUCGAGUCGUAGUAUUGUUUGAAUAAAGGGUCUGAUUUUCUAUAAAAGCAACAGUGUUCCAUUCAAGUCGCAGUAUUGUUUAGCUCGGUCAAAUGAUUUGAGUCUAGUGUAAACAGCGCAAACAAUCACCACCGAUUUUGGCAAAGUGCUUUGCUUUGACAUUUCUAUGAGAAAAAACGCUUUGCUUUGACACCUCUUGGGACUAUCUCCUGACAAAGUGUACAAACAGCGCUACAUUAUAUUGCUAGAAGACGUGGCUGUUUGUUUUUUUAAGAACAAAUGCUGCGUGGACGCACGAGACAUUUUUCAAACAAGUGUCACACGGAUAGUAAGAAUGCGCUGUCUCCCAUACUGCAACAUGUACUAUUUUGCACUUGGCCGUGUCUUAGGCUUGCCACAUAGUAGAUCAAUCUAACAAAUAAAUUCAUUCCUUUAUGAUUAAAACCUCGCUAUCCGUA